Cladophialophora psammophila CBS 110553 is the source of this 654-nucleotide messenger RNA. RefSeq lists its product as uncharacterized. Lineage: Eukaryota; Fungi; Ascomycota; Eurotiomycetes; Chaetothyriales; Herpotrichiellaceae. The record is from RefSeq and is a predicted model, not a curated record. Bases 1 to 654 code for a protein of 217 amino acids. The transcript is spliced from 2 exons.
AUGCAGGUAUCAUUCGACAACGCAGAAUAUAAACUGUAUCAGAUCUAUGCCAACGCAUAUGUUGGCAUUCUACCUGAUGAGUGGGAUGACUCCAUCCAUAUUAGGAACGAUACCAACUUGGCCCAUUACAAGCUUAUUCCAGGCCUUAUGAGCAAGAGAGUCGACGAACGUGAUUUGGCCGACGCUCUUUGCAAUACAUUCGCCUCAUGUGUCUCUGCAGCAGCAGACGUAGGCGUUCAGAUCAAAGAUGCCCUCCCUCCGUUGAUCGCUUCGCUGAAAACAGCAGCACAAGCACGUGGACAAAAGGUGUUUGAAUUCUUGCAACAACCUUUCUUCACCCAAGUCGCAAUCGAUACCGUUGCCGGGCUGAUUCCUGGGGCCGUCGGAGGUGUCGUUCAAGCUGUCGUAGGAGCGCAGGUGGCAGGCAACACAAACAAUGCCGCGGCUUGCUCUCAACAGAAUGACCAAAUCGACGCCCUUAUAUCGAUCGUCAGUUCUCAGAUAUCUGCCCUGUCGGCGGCGUCGGCGAAGAUCACUGCUCAAGAGAACGACGCCGGAGACGAGGUCUUCACUGUCACAGUGACCGUUACGGCGUGCGGCACGACUCUUGGAUCGGCAGCCUGCGGCGCCACUGGCGGGUUCUGUCCUUCAUAG